Messenger RNA from Homalodisca vitripennis (glassy-winged sharpshooter), 3322 nucleotides. RefSeq lists its product as uncharacterized. The record is from RefSeq and is a predicted model, not a curated record. Bases 209 to 3010 code for a protein of 933 amino acids. Gene Ontology annotation, biological process: protein ubiquitination. Gene Ontology annotation, cellular component: Cul4-RING E3 ubiquitin ligase complex. Lineage: Eukaryota; Metazoa; Arthropoda; Insecta; Hemiptera; Cicadellidae. The transcript has 14 exons.
CUGUGGAAUUCUUGUUUCAGUAAAUUAUUUUUUAUUGUAAUUAUGUGAUUGCUGGUGUUGGUGUUGUCUUGUCUUGUUUCAUUUUAUAUAAAAAGAUUUAAUGAAAUAAAGACUUAUUUACAAUGAAAUGUAAACAAAUUAAUUAGUUUUGUCGUUGAGUAGGUGUAUUAGACUAUUUCGUUUAUAACUAUAUCGCUAUAAAAUUACUAUGCAACGCACAAAACAGCAUCUGCUUCAAAAAUUAUAUUCUAGAGAGAUCCAUGGUUCUUUUGUUAGGGGACAGUACUAUGGGCAUAAUAAAGCAGUCAAGCUGUUUAAUUCAAUUCCUGACCGAUUAAUGUUUUACCUCAAGGAUGUUAUCCAACACAUGGGAAACCACAUACUGGUGGGUACUACUCGGUGUGGGCAGUUCCUCAUCACUUACUCGUAUGCAACGGACUUGCGUUUAGGCCUGUCAGGGAAGCUAAUGUACAAGUACCGACUCCACUGGUGGGCGUUUCGCCCAGGUGCAGCAGCAUCCAAAGUGGCUGAGGUGCAGCUGUUUGACAACCAGGAUGUGGAGACUCCUUUGACAGUGGCCAUUGCACAGUGGCCCAAAGUCAAUGACAAACUUAUCAUAUACGGGUACAGCAACGAUGGUUAUGAUGACCAGGAAGAUGGGGAUGUAGAAAGCCGCAGAUUUUUCAUUACUGUCACCACACUGCCCUCGCUCCACAAUUGCCAUGACUGCAAGAGUGUGGCUGAGUCCUUUGAUGAGGAAGAAAUGGCCUCCUACUGGGAUAGCAGCAUUGGUCUGAGCUGCCUAAAACAUGGGCUCACUAUCCACACCACCUUGGACAUGGCUCAGCCCCCCUCUCCAUCGUUUGACUAUGCCAUCAAUCUCAAGAUAGACAACAAGAUAAUCAUUAACACUGGAAACUUCCUGCAUGUCCUGUUAUUCGGCUCAGAUCGGGGAGAGGUGACUUCAUCGCAUGAUGACAACAUUGUGCCUGCUGAGAUAAACCAUUAUAUCGGAGAGAAGUUGUCAUCAAUGACAGACGACUAUAUCUGCCCCUGGAAGACUAGCAAUAGCAGCGGCUUUACUGUGCCCAUGUCCAGACGCAAAACGCUGACACGCUCUGUAAACAAGGCCUGGCUGAACACUAUCAUGGAUAAGGCCGAGAAGGUUUAUGCAUUUGAGGAGUCAGAGGAUGGGUGUGAACCAAUGUUCAAGUGGUAUAGAAAACGCAGACUCGCAGACAAGAUGUAUGAAUUCUGUAGUGAUGAGGAUGAUGAGGAUAUGGAGAACAUACGACCACCAGCCAAAUCUGUGAGAACCACACAUCCUGCAAGAGAUAACAGUUAUGAGUGUGAGAUAAUGAAAAGCGAUAGGUUGAAAGAUGAAAGCAAUAAAGAAUGUAAUUUGGACGUCAGAGAAAACAUAGAAGAACCUAAAUAUUUGGUAGAAUCACUUAGAGGUAAGAGGAUGGAUUUGACACGUGAUAGGAGAAAUGAGUGGGAGUGCAAGAGAAGACGUGAGCAGUUGGAGGUUAGGGCUGUUGUGGGCACUGACAGUCGAGAUUGUGAUAAUAAAUGUGAUAUUCAUCAGAGAAGACUGGACGAAACUAGCUUUCGAAUUAAUGGAGAAAGCCAUAAAAAUCCAGCCGUGCCGCAGCAAAAUGUACUCGAUAGCAUUAGUGAUAUAAUCAACUGUGAUAAUUUAGAUAAGCUAACUAUGGGAGAAUCCACCUCAAGUAAGGUGGAACCUCUGCCGUCCAAAUCUGAACUACACAAAAUGUUGGAUGUGUCGGUAAUCAAUCCGGACUUAUCUGCAAUACUGGCUGAGUGGGAGGCAGAGUCCGUGUCGUCUCUGUCGCCCAAGUCUGACACUUUUCUCUACAAGAACGGGGAGAGCAAGAACGACGUUAUACAGUCAUUUCUGGACCUCAUACCGGGCAUGACAAUCUCACCUCGCAGUUCAAACAGUGGGUCGAGGAUUUCAGAACAUUCUUGCUCAGAGGCUAAUGAAAACAUAAGCCCUAAGGUGAAUGAAGGGCCCCACUCGACCAGUAGGUUGUCUUCCCCCAGCUCACCUCUGGCUUCCAAAUACUCACCUCUGCUUGUUGUCCUAAGGCCAAGAAAUUGCAACCAAGACAAGGACCCUCAGAGAUCCAAAGAGCAGGAUGAUAAGUGUAAAAUAUCAAACAAGGACGAAACAACGACCAGAGUUAAACCUGUAAAAGAUCAAGAUCUCACAAUGAGACAAAGAAUGAUUUCUGGUUGUUCAGUGCGUUUUGAUCGGAUUUACAUCGAAGUCGAUGAAGAAAUCAUCUCCACCAUCACAGACAUUGAAGAUGAUGACCAAGGAACAGGCUUCCACUGCGCCUUGCCGCUGUCCGUCCAUGGUUCUGCGUACGCUCAGCUGCAGAUGAUAUCUGGUACUAAGGCAGAGAAAAUGAACAUUCACUGUGAACGUGUCUACCAGACUAGUUUAGACAUCGAACAGUUCUGCUUCAAAGCUGCAGAAAUCAUUUGCAAAUGUGAAGGCUUCAAAUUUUGGUUUUGCAAUGAUUAUGAUGUUGAAAUAAUUGACGUUUGUGCAUUUAACGGUGACAUCUUAGGAGUUGUUUGUUUACGACUGAAUGCUGAGAAGAAAACUCAAAAAAAUGAAAGGCACAGUCAGCGCUACUUCUAUGUGGUUCGUUGUGUGUUUGUGUGGAAUCCUGGGACAGAUCGGUGCUGGCUGGAGGCAUACUCACCUCUGGUGGACGUAACAAAACAUGUAAAUCAUGUUAAUACCAACUGGGCUCCUGCCAAAGGGGAGGCGGCCAGAUUACGUAAGGCUCUCCGCUACUCCACCCUGUUCAUGCUACCUUCUUACCCGCCCAUCCGCACCCUCUCUCACCACAUGUGGAGCAGUAACCAGAUUUUGGUUCCUACUCUUGAAGAAAUUAGAGAUCAUGCCAACCUAAUAGGCUUCAGAUUAUUACGUGUCCCUCGCUACCUCGGACGAAUUGCUGAAUUUGAAUAAUAGAUUUUGGAGUGUGCGUGUCCAUUUCAUCAAAAUGUGCUGAUUUUUUACAUAAUGUUUACAGUUCCUAGUAUUUAUUUGUAAGUUCAAGCUGUAAAAUAAUAAUUUGGUUGUAAAUUGUUAAUUAUUUAUAUUUGUUCUUUUUAAGUAAAAAUGUCUCCAUGUUUGUCAUCCAUUGUUUUUUAAUAUUUUCUCCAGAUAAGUUUGUUUUGUAUUUUAGUUUUAAGUAAAAAUAUUCAGAUUAACAGCUAAUUAAUUCAGUUUGAUAGUUUCAUUAUACAUAAAUUGUAUCAAUAAAUUUCUUACAAUGCA